AUGACCGUAUUUGCGGUGAGCAAGGAGCUCCCUGAGGCACUGCAGGGCCUGCAGCCUGCCCCCCUGUGGCGCUUCUUCGGGGAGCUCUCCUCCAUCCCGCGUCCCAGCUACAAGGAGCAAAAGGUGCUGGACUGGCUCAAGCUCUUUGCCGAGGAGCGCGGCCUCGCCUGGUCCCAGGACGCGGCGGGCAACCUGGGCCACAUCGACAUGGUCACAGAGAAGAACGCGGACGUGCAGCAUGAUUUCGAGGCCGACGGCAUCCGCCUCGUCCGCCGCGACGGCUGGGUCACGGCCGACGGCACGACCCUGGGCGCCGACAACGGCAUCGGCGUGUGCGCCGCGCUGGCGGUGCUGGACUCCCCGCCCUCCAUGCCGCUGCCCCCCUUGGAGGCCCUGUUCACCGUGGACGAGGAGGUGGGCAUGACGGGCGCGCUGCGCCUGGACCCCGGUCUGCUGACGGGGCGCGUCAUGCUCAACCUGGACACCGAGGACUGGGGCGACAUCUUCAUCGGCUGUGCGGGCGGGGGCGACAGCGCCCUGACCCUGGACCUGCCCCUGGAGCCGCUGGCGGGCGCGGCGGGCGGCUGGGGGGCGCGCGGCUUCCGCCUGGGUGGCAUGCUGGGCGGGCACUCAGGCCUGGAGAUCGGCGAGGACCGGGCCAACGCGCUGCGCCUGGCCGCGCGCGCCACUGCGGCGGGGCUGGCGGCCGCGCCGGGCGUGCGCCUGCUGGCGCUGUCCGGCGGCGACAAGCGCAAUGCCAUCCCGCGCGAGGCCGGGUUCCAGCUGGCCGCGCCGGACGCCGGGGCGCUGGAGGCCGCCACGGCUGCGGUGCGCGCCGCGGCCGACGCCUUCCGCCUCGAGUAUGGCGCGCUGGAGAUGGGGCUGGCCCUGACCGAGGAGGAGGUGGGGUCCGAGGCACGGCGUGCGGGGCUGACCCCAGCCGCCGCCGACCGCCUGCUCCUCCUCCUCCUCAUGCUGCCGCACGGCGUCAUCAAGCACAGCCACACCGUGCCGGGCUUGGUGGAGACGAGCAGCAACCUGGCGUCGGCCACGAUCAAGCGGCGCACGCCCGAGUCGCUGACCGUGGAGCUGGUGACCUGCACCCGCAGUAGCCUGGACAGGGCGCUGGAGGACGUCCGGCAGGGCAUCGCGCGGCUGGGCAGGGCGGCGGGGGCGACUGUUCACCAGGACGCCGCCUACCCCGGCUGGGUGCCCGAACCGGACGCGCCGGUGGUGCAUGCCGCGGCGGCGGCCAUCCAGGGGGUGACGGGCAAGGCCCCCGCCGUCAAGGCCAUCCACGCGGGGCUGGAGUGUGGCAUCAUCGGGCAGAAGUUGCCCGGCGUGCAGAGCGUGUCCUAUGGCCCCACCAUCCGCGGGGCCCACAGUCCCGACGAGAGGGUGGAGGUCGCCACGGUGGCGCCCUUUUACGAGGCCACCCUGGCCCUGCUGCGACGGCUGGCGCAGGCCGCCUGA
This is a messenger RNA of Auxenochlorella protothecoides, 1473 nucleotides long. RefSeq names its product Cytosol non-specific dipeptidase. The record is from RefSeq and is a predicted model, not a curated record. Gene Ontology annotation, biological process: proteolysis. The transcript has 6 exons. Gene Ontology annotation, molecular function: metallodipeptidase activity. Bases 1 to 1473 code for a protein of 490 amino acids. NCBI's taxonomy places the organism in Eukaryota, Viridiplantae, Chlorophyta, Trebouxiophyceae, Chlorellales, Chlorellaceae. Gene Ontology annotation, cellular component: cytosol.